CGCAUCAUUCACCAGACGACGAAGACCCCCGUCCCGGUCGGCCCCUGCCAGCAUCGUCGAAUAAGGCUGCAGGAUUUCCAUCGCGGAGCUCCAUUCUUGGACCUGGUUCCCCGUCUUGCCCUGCUGGGCGUGGCACGCUACAUGCGCGUACCGUCAGGAACGUUACGGUGUACGCUACCUUUGCCUGAGGUAUUCAUAUCUGGCCACCACAGAUAACGAAUGUCUGCGGUCGCAGACUCGCAGCAAGGCAUGAAAUCCCAGGUACAAGAUGUACACGACUUUAGCCCAGCAUCCGGCAAAGCUGUUUGGUCCUGCGGUUGUUGUGCUGGCAUAUCAAAACACAACACAUACACAACACGCACAUUGCAUUACUGCGCAGCGCCGAUGUGCUCACCUCUUCUUCAAAGUUCCUCCUGCACGCGCCCCGCGCGCAGAGAUGCUCCUCCAAUGCAGAUUUUGUGUGUCUUGAUCCGCCGUUGAGCCGGUUGGGGAGGAGUCACUGGAGUCUGGAGCAUCGUCCAACGGCGUGAACGGCUUGGUCCCCGUUUUCAAACCCUGGUCGGUCGUCGUACCGUGCCCUCUUCACCCGGCCGAGGCAUUUUAUACGGAUGGUUCUUUCCGUAUCUUUACUCGGCACCCUACAGGCUGCAUUUCUGCUGGC
Colletotrichum phormii is the source of this 661-nucleotide messenger RNA. RefSeq lists its product as uncharacterized. NCBI's taxonomy places the organism in Eukaryota, Fungi, Ascomycota, Sordariomycetes, Glomerellales, Glomerellaceae. The transcript has a single exon. The coding region runs from base 220 to 480 and encodes 86 amino acids. The record is from RefSeq and is a predicted model, not a curated record.